Messenger RNA from Carcharodon carcharias (great white shark), 746 nucleotides. RefSeq names its product mitochondrial ribosomal protein L53 (gene mrpl53). Bases 63 to 395 code for a protein of 110 amino acids. The record is from RefSeq and is a predicted model, not a curated record. Gene Ontology annotation, cellular component: mitochondrial large ribosomal subunit. The transcript has 3 exons. Lineage: Eukaryota; Metazoa; Chordata; Chondrichthyes; Lamniformes; Lamnidae.
GGCGGCACAAACCACCCACUCAUCGCCCCGCCAGCGGGUCGGUCAAAGGCAAGUAAAGUAAGAUGGCGGCAGGUAGAGGAAGAGUGAUCCUGAAAACAGUGAAAGAAGUCAUCGUGCAGUUCUGUCCCUUCGAGUCUAAUGUGCGCGGCGCCAGAGAAUUUCUUGCUGCAUUAGGAACAGAAAAGGCACGCCUAACAAACUCCAACUGUCGGAUUGUAGCUGAUGUAAAGCAUGAUGAGACGGAGCCUGUUAUAGCUGUCACGUUCAAUGAUGGAGAAAGAUUGGUAAUGAAAGCAGCAAACCUGACAACCAAGGAGAUGCUGUCGUUUUUCAAUGAAAGAUGCUUUUCAAAGGACCCCCAGGCACAAGAAACAACAUCAAAAAAAAGCCACUAGCUUUAAAUUGGACAUUCCUGUUAUGUAUUCAUGUGCAUGCAUACAAUUCAAACCUGGUCAAGUACUGAAUGAUGCUUGACUGGUUUAGUUUAAAAAUAGCAAAUGGCAUGCUUGCAGAGCAUGGAACUGAUCAAUAUAUUAAAACAUCUUAUCAGUUCAUCAUUCAGCUGGAUCCUCAGUCAUCAUUUUAAAAGAUUUUUCUUUCAGGGAUAGGACCAAAACAAAAAAUUCAUUUGCCAGUAAUAUAGCGAAUUGCAGUGUCCCAGUAACUGUCAAAAUACUUGAUUGUGAAUAAUAAUUUAUUGCACAUUGUACCUGUAUUAACUACUUAAUAAAGUCCUGUCCAGAUAA